UCUAGCUUGAGCUUCCCCCGCAAGAACAAUCUUCAAUUGCUACCACGUAUUGACUACAGCGGGACUUACUGUCUAUCUAAGAGAGUGUUAAGUGAGUCGAUCAGACCGUCAUGAGACUGCACUACAAGUAAAUUGGCAAGAGGUGUAGGGUGAAUGUAGGUGUCCGAAUUCGUAUCACGGGAUUGCAGCGAUUCUUAGCGCCACCUACCGGCGCGGGGCUUUGGUGAGGAUUCAACAUCAACACUACCAGGCCCCGGCGUUACGUACGUCAAGCCCAUGAUACAUGAUCAACUUCCGUAAUCGACGUUGAACUGCUUGACACGCUACAAGUUGUUAAUGCAAACAUGAAUCGCUUGUUUGGUGCGAAGAGCAACACCCCAAAGCCCACUCUCAGUGGUGCCAUUUCCAAUGUCGAUAGUCGGAUCGAGACCGUCGAUGUUAAGAUAGCAAAACUGAAUGCAGAGCUUUCAACACAUCAGUCACGUCUGGCAAAGAUGCGAGAUGGACCCGGCAAGACGGCGAUCAAACAAAAGGCCUUGAAGGUGCUCCAACAGCGCAAGAUGUACGAAGCACAACGUGACCAACUUCAGCAACAAUCGUGGAACAUGGAACAAGCAGGCAUGAUGCAGGACAACCUCAAGAACACUAUGACUACGGUAGAUGCCAUGAAAACCACGACCAAGGAGCUUCGGAAGCAGUACGGCAAGGUAAACAUAGACAAAAUCGAAAAGCUUCAAGAUGAGAUGGCGGAUCUGAUGGACAUCGGGAAUGAGAUACAAGAGAGCAUUAGCCGAAGUUACGAUGUACCUGAGGAUGUUGACGAGGCAGAACUAGAUGCCGAGCUUGAAGCCCUCGGAGAGGAGGUGGAAUUUGAAGGCUUGGGAGCGGAGUCAGAAGGCUUGCCCGCCUUCAUGAUGGACGAAGCAAGACCACCCCAGUUCAUCGAUGAGGCUCCGCAGGCAGGAGGUCAAAUCAAGGAAGCAGCGGGCUGAUUUCUGCCGUCCUUAAUGUUCCAUAUUGAGAUACCGAGUCUAGGGUUCAUUGCGUUGAUGGUGGCAAUCUUGGCAAAACGCAGAAACUAGAACAACCCAUCGGCCGAAGAGUCAUGAGUAGAUAUGCCGGACCGGUUGUCGAUGCCUUCGCGAGGCAAACUCGCUCUUAUGACGAGCUCCGCGGGCUUGGCAAACCCUUGGCACCACAGUGGUCGGAGGCGGGGUCCCCACAACUCGCGGCAUCCUGGGAGAAAACACGACGUGCAUGGCAAGCAUCGGGCUAGGCGUUCGCAUGGCAUUCAGGCAUAAUCGCGGGACAACUUAUCCGUGCCGUCUUGAUAAAGUCAUCUUGAUAUAUCACUCGCACCACACAACGAAUUGAUAGUGAACAGUGUAAGCUUCAUUCGCCUCAUCCAGCGCUAUGACAGACGUGAUACCACAUUCUGCUUGCUGUGCUAUGCCACAUAGUCGUCCGCGUUCGG
Pseudovirgaria hyperparasitica is the source of this 1474-nucleotide messenger RNA. Its product is annotated as charged multivesicular body protein 5. The record is from RefSeq and is a predicted model, not a curated record. NCBI's taxonomy places the organism in Eukaryota, Fungi, Ascomycota, Dothideomycetes, Acrospermales, Acrospermaceae. Gene Ontology annotation, biological process: vesicle budding from membrane; late endosome to vacuole transport via multivesicular body sorting pathway. Bases 345 to 992 code for a protein of 215 amino acids. Gene Ontology annotation, cellular component: multivesicular body. The transcript is spliced from 2 exons.